Molecule: messenger RNA, 2014 nt
Organism: Darwinula stevensoni
Lineage: Eukaryota; Metazoa; Arthropoda; Ostracoda; Podocopida; Darwinulidae
Source: the annotation of a GenBank genome assembly
UUCUAUUCUCUGCGUACGUGAUUCCGAAGAUCCAAAGCAUGGCACGGACGCUCACGCUCUGCUUCCUUCAGGGAUUGAUGAUGGUGGCGGCAGUUGUGGGGGAGCUGGAGAAAGGGGACGGGGGAUCGGAAAUGGAGAAACGGUUCCAUCGACUCCCCUCCGGAAGGGUCCUUUAUCCAUCUGACAAGGCCACUGACACCUCUGAGAACUUCCCGCUCUCCAGAUUCAGACCCUGGCUUCUACGCCGAUACCGACGGCAAGAUGAGGAUUUCUUGGAGGCGGAAAAGCGCCACAUUGGGUCUGCGUUUCGAUCGGGAUAUCGAGCAAUGUUCCAAGAGGAGAAAAGAGAGGAAGCGGGAAACCCAGAGGAAGAGAAGCGCCACGUUGGAGCUGCUUUCCGAUCUGGCUAUCGAGCAAUGCUUCCAGAGGAAGAGAAGCGCCAUGUUGGAGCUGCUUUCCGAUCUGGUUAUCGAGCAAUGCUCCCAGAGGAAGAGAAGCGCCAUGUUGGAGCUGCAUUCCAAUCUGGCUAUCGAGCAAUGCUCCCAGAAGAAGAGAAGCGCCAUGUUGGAGCUGCUUUCCGGUCUGGUUAUCGAGCAAUGCUCCCAGAGGAAGAGAAGCGCCAUGUUGGAGCUGCAUUCCAAUCUGGUUAUCGACCAAUGCUCCCAGAGGAAGAGAAGCGCCAUGUUGGAGCUGCAUUCCAAUCUGGUUAUCGAGCAAUGCUUCCAGAAGAAAAAAGUGAAGAACCAGAGAACCCAGAAGAGAAGCGCCAUGUUGGUGCUGCAUUCCGAUCUGGUUAUCGAGCAAUGCUCCCAGAAGAGAAAAGAGAAGAACCAGAGAACCCAGAAGAAGAGAAGCGUCACGUUGGAGCUGCAUUUCGUUCGGGCUAUCGAGCGAUGUUUCCUGAAGGAAAAAGAGAUCCAGGAAACCCAGAAGAAGAGAAGCGCCACGUUGGUGCUGCGUUUCGAUCUGGCUUUCCAAGUCCCAACAUGGACCUGAUGGGCAUGAGGGACUUCCCGAGAUCUCACGGACGAUAUGGCCAACGAGAGAUGGAAAAGAAACACGUCGGAGCUGCCUUCAGAUACGGAUUCCUCCCUUAUGCCCUCGCGGAUCGAGUGAGAGUCAAACGAAGCCUGAACGAAAUGAAACAAGAUGAAGAGGAGAAAAUUCGAGAGAAGAGGCACCUGGGCUCGAUCGCUCGACUGGGGUGGCUUCCCCACGCCCACGGCACUUUCUACCGACCCAUGUCCAUGAUCAGCUGGAAUCGGAGGCUCCGGAGCUACCCGCUCAUCUCCGGGCGGAGCACUCGAAGAUCCCUGGAAAAGACCCAGGACUUCAACUACGACGAACCUCAGGCUCUCGGACGGGCAUAUAUGGAAGAGGAAGACGACCCGGAUGAGCCGGACUUUCAAGAUCGAGUGCAAACGCCGCAAACUAUGCUAACUAUCUGGUUGAAGGACUGGCUGAGACACCUUGCAGAGAACUACAACAAUGAAGAGGCUUAAAUAAUUCCUUCCCACAUUCCGCGCAUUGUCAUCUGUGAUUGGAGGCCAACAUCUCUAGGCUGUACGAAAGCAGAAUAAAUCAAUUCCCUGCAUGCUACUCCGGAGAGCUUAACUUGCGUGAACAUGUAAAGAUCGUUAAUCUUGAACAGUUCCUCAAGAACUUGUAUCACACGUCUUCCUCGUCCCAUCGUGGUCCAUUUUUUCGCUUUGGGGAGAGUCGAAGAAGUAGGUGUCACCAUUUCAAGGGAUUGACUGCUUUCGUGCUUCCGGUAUGUAACACAGUGAAACACGCCACAUUAAUUUUAAGUUUUACUUAAGAUUUCAAAAGCUUCAACGGACAGAGGGCCACUUCAAAAAAUUUCCUUAGGCACUGAUCUUUAAGUCAAACCAGUUGGAUCUAUUCGGUCCCAUCGUUGUACAUACCUAGAGGGAACAGAUUAUUGCCAUUGAUGGGAUGUGGAUGAAUAUUUAUGGUGGGAAGUGAUAGAGAGAAUAAAUUGUCAUAUUCCGCA